Messenger RNA from Erinaceus europaeus (western European hedgehog), 2429 nucleotides. RefSeq names its product coiled-coil domain-containing protein 81-like. The transcript is spliced from 14 exons. The record is from RefSeq and is a predicted model, not a curated record. NCBI's taxonomy places the organism in Eukaryota, Metazoa, Chordata, Mammalia, Eulipotyphla, Erinaceidae. Gene Ontology annotation, cellular component: centrosome. The coding region runs from base 556 to 2403 and encodes 615 amino acids.
AAAACUGAGAAAUGUUAUGCAUGUAGAAGCUAUUGUAUUUACUGUGGAAUGUAAAACAUUAAUUCCCAAUAAGUAAAUUUAAAAACAUAAAAAUUAAAAUUAAAAGAAAAUAUGAAAGAGGGGAAAAAAACCGUCAACAGAGAGAGUCAGAGUGACAGCCUGUGGAACAGAUCUGGCAGCAACAUUCUAGCAAAGGGGUGGGGGCUGGGGGCCAGGCGCCCAGGUGAUGACCUCUGAGCCUUUGUUGCUUGCUUGCCUGGCCACACCCCUUCUCCAGGUUGCCCAGAUUUUCUCUCUGAAUCCUGAGAGUGCAGGAGGGCAGGAACCCAGCUCCGCUGUAACACUGCCCUUCUGGGACUCUUGCCCUAAAUACUGAGCCCAGGGGGUGUGGAGGGGAGGCUAGGAAGAGCCUUUGCCCUUAUAUUAAAAAAAAAAAAAUCAAAUCGCUCAUUCAGUUAUAGCGUAAUUUAGUGUCACAGUCGGAAGUCAGACAACCCCUGUGCCUGCCUUGGUGGGCAAGCCCCACCACCCACCUCCUUUGGGAGGGUGGACAUCAUGCGCCCUGUGGACAAGACAGGCCUCGGCCCUUCUGCCACCAUGGGCGCCACUGCAGAAGAGUUGACCAUCUGGCGACAGCACAUGAAUAAGAACAAGCUGCACACCCUAGCUCGGCUGAGCCGGGAUGAAGUCUCUAUGAUAUGGAGCCAUGUUUCUGACUUUAUUCUACGACAGCUGAGGCUGCAAAAGGGGGUCUACAUACCUGCUUUUGGGACAUUUACUUUUAUGAGGCAAAAACUAGAUGCUGGGAACAGGUUUAGCUCUAUCCAGAUACCGAUCUUUAUCAUGUCAGAGAAGCUAUUGCAGCUGCAUGGACUACGACAAACUAAGAUCCACACACCUGGGGAUAUCCCUGUUGUACCACUGAAUUUUAUCAUGGUUGCCAUAGCGGGGCAUUAUAUCAGGGACACAGUCGAAGGAUGCAUUAAAGAAACUCUGCAGCUCUUAUCACGAUCAAUUUGCACAAGAAAGAAAGUUGAAUUUACUUUCCAAGGAAUCGGUAUCCUUACAAUUGAAAAUGACAAAGUAAAAAUGAAAUUUUUUCAGGACUUCUUGUCUGCAGUGGAUACAAGUGGCAAUCUGGAAAAAGGUAUUGCAAAGGUAAUGUUGACCUUCACACCUCAAAGUGUAAAUUCAACUUUAGCAAACAUCAAAAAUUUGAAGAGAAGUUCAAACUGUGUUCUUUCAUUCCCCAGAAUCGAAUUCAAAUUACAACAAAAUAAUGAAACUACGGAAACAUCUAAACGGAGAAAGUCCGUGUUAAAAAUGAAGCCGGACAAAGACGAUGUGCAAGUCAACUUUCUACCUAGACCUCCAGGUCAAAAACCCACUCCAGCAACUGGAAAUAUUGCACCCGAACUUUGUUACGUGUGUAUGCAACGCAGGAAGGUCAACAGUGCACUGUAUUCUUAUGUCAAGAACAAAGAAGAAGACCAGGACGACCAAAUUCUACAUCAAUAUCAGAUAAUGAAAGACAAGGACACUGCAUUCAAAGACCAGUUGAGACUAAAAUCAGAAAAAGAAGAAUGCAUGAAGAAUGCUGCUUAUAACCUUGGUGUCGCAGAUGCUAUAAAAUCACAGAGGAAUCCGAAAUGCCACUUUUCUAAUCCAUACUAUUUUGAUAACCGACCAGCAAGUGCUGCUAUUGUCACUGAAAAGAAAAACGAGUUUACUAAGAACCUUCUCAAACAAAUAGAUGCCAGUAGUAAACUGGCCAAGAAAAAGAAUGAAAACCAGAAAGUCUUGGAGCAACUAGAACGGCUGCAACUCAAACAAGAGAUUGAUGAACAAAAAGCUGAAUUGAAGAAACAUCAAUUUGAGGAGAGAGAAAUGUAUAAGAAAGCACUGGAAUACCAGCUGAAACACAGGCCUUCCAGACUGCCCAUUUAUGAGCCCAUGGGCACCUUCACCAACUUUGGGCAGAAUGAAAAGACCCUGGAGGCCGAGAAGCGGCAGAGAAAUAUUGAAUAUAUGAAGCAGCAGGUGGAAGCCGCUGCAGGCCACAGAAGACAGCGUAUCAUCAGCCAAAUAAAAAAUCUGCAGCAAGAAAAAGAAAUGCUCCAGAAAAACCAAGAAAAGCAUUUAGCAGAAAGAUGUGCAGAAGAGGAUCGAAGGAACACCAUCAAUCAACACCUGAGAAAAGAAUGGGAUAAAGAUGUUGUGCUGAAGCAUCAGCGAGAUGAAGAUGUCAAGGCCUUUGACAAGGCGCCAGACAAACUAUUUAUUUUGGAUCAGUGCAAUGACUACAAACGCUGUAAACAGUGUCAGAGAGACCCGUCCAACAAGGGCAAGACCCACUUCUGGCCCUACAACAAACACUUGCCAGGGUCUCUCAUGCUCAUGUGAAGCCAGAGUCCUGUCCUCGCCUCCCA